AUGAUAGAAGACCAAAGACCUUCAACUUCAUUGAGCAGAGGUAUUGAUGGAAGAAAGACUAAUUUACUCGAGUGGCAAGAGCUUCAACAGAGAGUAAAAUUUUACUGCGUGAAUCGUGGAUCACCUGAGCAUUGGCUUUUCUCUGGAAUUUUCAAGCGUGUUGAACUGCAGAAAGCUCUUGGAAACUCUCUCUCUUGGAAGGAAAGGUAG
This is a messenger RNA of Ilex paraguariensis (yerba mate), 210 nucleotides long. Lineage: Eukaryota; Viridiplantae; Streptophyta; Magnoliopsida; Aquifoliales; Aquifoliaceae. The record is from the annotation of a GenBank genome assembly.